AUGACCACAGAGCGCCUUGAAGCCUGGCAGCUGCUUACUGCCGCAGUGCCAAGAGAUCUGUGCAAUACGAGCGGAGACAACAACGCCUCAUCAGUCAAGCACAAUGUCCUAAAUUGGAGACAUUUUGCCGCAAAUUCAAGUAUCAUUCACGGCGGUUUCAUUGCCGCGACAUGCCGUACGUUUGGCAUCAGCGAAACUGCGCCUAGGGUCAUUACCUGGCGUGCUGUUUUGAAUGCAGCAAAGCCUAUCUUGACAGUUCCGUCCAGAAUUCAGAUCCGUUUACCAGAAGCAUCCUUUUCUAGACAGGGAGAGUGUCGUUGUGAGAAUAUGGGAUCUGGGACCGCUGGCAUGCCAAGGACGCCAGACCCUACGCAAGUGGACUCUGGCGUGCUGGACUCAGCUAUGCUUAAGAUCCCUGGCUACGCACUGCGUCAUCAAAACGCGGCGUGUCUGUCUAGAGGUUCUGAGUGGUUGAACAAAAGGCGGAAAAAGAGGCUUGCCAUCAGAAACAGCCACGCUGCAGCACCCACACUUGAAUUUGCAGCGACCACAUCCUAG
Postia placenta MAD-698-R-SB12 is the source of this 558-nucleotide messenger RNA. RefSeq lists its product as hypothetical. The coding region runs from base 1 to 558 and encodes 185 amino acids. The record is from RefSeq and is a predicted model, not a curated record. Lineage: Eukaryota; Fungi; Basidiomycota; Agaricomycetes; Polyporales; Adustoporiaceae. The transcript is spliced from 3 exons.